Messenger RNA from Coregonus sp. 'balchen', 2648 nucleotides. The record is from the annotation of a GenBank genome assembly. NCBI's taxonomy places the organism in Eukaryota, Metazoa, Chordata, Actinopteri, Salmoniformes, Salmonidae.
UUUUUCUUCUGUGGGUGUUCCCAAGCAGGACGUGGGCGGCUACGCUGCCCUGCAUCUGUGAUUGAGGCUCCAACGGUUCGUGGGAAAGCUGUACAGAGGGAAUUGUAUAGGCACUGUCACCAGUCUACCUGGACGCGCACCCAUCCACGGAGACGUUAGUAAAGACAUACACUCGCCAUCACCAUGAAGAGGCCUUGUGAGGAUAGUACUUCUGACAGCGACAUGGAUGAAACUAUUGAUGUCGGCAGUGAGAAUAAUUAUUCUGGGUAAGUUCAUUGAAAUGAUUUGGGUUAAAUAAUGGGUAAAUAUAAAUCACAAAUUGGUUAGGUUAGCCUUCAUUUUCCGCGUGUGCGCCACAGGGGAAAUGAUGAUGAAACUUUCAGUUGAGAAAAAUUUAGCAAAAGUGCAUGCAGAAAAAGUUUCAUUCUGGUGUAAACCUUCAGGUGACAAGUGCAAAUUCUCACCUUGUGUGGUUCGUGAACACAUGCAGGCAAUUUUGGAGAAUUCUCUCCAAGGUAUUUUGAAUAUAGAGGAGACUCUUGCUUGAUCAGUGCAUGCUACAUGAGUGUUAUCAAACGAUGUAUUGAUGCAUAAAUUACACAUACUAAACUGUGUGGUUUUGGAUAAUUGCUCAUCCGGAAAAAACUUCAACAUAUAGAUUAUGUUUGUCCCAUGCAGACACAGCAAUGGGUCAUUUAUUAGAUGUGGCUCCCCAACAACAACAACCCAAGUUAUGGCAAGAAAAAAACGAAGAGGGGUAAUUAUCUAUUGAGUAGUUUAUUACCAUCAUUAUUAUUAUGUGUUACUUAUUAUUCAAUACUGUAUUAUAAAUGGCUUAUUAUUUAAACAUGUAUUUAAUUAUUGUCACAUUAUUGUUAACAUUAUUAGUAGUAGUAUUAUUAAUAGGCCUUGAAUUGUUAUAUUUCAAAGUAUGCAAUAAUAUAAUUGUCUAUCCUAGAUCAUUGAGAAGAGAAGGAGGGAUCGAAUCAAUAAUAGUUUAUCAGAGUUACGUCGACUUGUCCCAACUGCAUUUGAAAAACAAGUGAGUUUAAAUUAUAUCCUCUCUGAUUUCUAAAUGGAACUUACACAAAAGUUUCAUUUUCAUCAAAACAAUAACAGAUAAUGACAUUUUGUGGGUAUUUUAUUCGUAAAAAGUGAUGAGAGUUCUAAGCUUCAUACAUCCUAUUGCUCAUUGCAGGGUUCUGCCAAAUUAGAGAAAGCUGAAAUAUUGCAGAUGACAGUGGAUCACCUAAAGAUGCUGCAGACCACUGGCGGUAAAGGUAUGGAGUUCAUUGGCUGCUUCUCUCUGCUUUCUGCUAUACUGUGUAGUGAAAUCCUUGCAAGCAGACCCCUUUGACAAGAUUAAAAAAGUGGAAAUCAAUGCUAAUGGCAGGGUUGAACUCGUGGGAAAGCGAUGCUGGGACAAAAGGAGCACUUGACCCUGCAUUGUGUUUGCUUUCAUAAAUCCGUGGGAGGGGAGAAGGUUGCAUUCACAGGCUGCCCUGUUGGUGGUUUGUUUGGGGUUUCCAGUGAGCGUAAAAACGGGUGCACUGGGGAGACAAAACAAACAUACAAUCCUCCCAGCACAAUCCAAGACUGUUAAGCUUAUGCCUGGAGGCAUAGCCAGAGCCCUAAUGGUCAGCCUGAGAGACCAGCGUGUAUCCAUCCCACACCAUUUAGUCUUCACUCCCAUCAGCAGCUGCUGGCUACAUUACAGCUCGUUAGAGGGACUGUCAGUAUUUAUCGUUGCUUGGCAUUCACAUUUUCACUGUCCCUCCUCUGUCUGUUUGUCUCUCUAGGGUAUUUUGAUGCCAAUUCCCUGGCUAUGGACUUCAUGAGCGUGGGCUUCAGGGAGUGUCUGACGGAGGUGGCCAGGUACCUGAGCUCUGUAGAGGGAUUAGACAGCAUUGACCCCCUGCGCGUGCGCCUGGUCUCCCACCUCAGCACCUGCGCGUCCCAGAGGGAGGCGGCUGCCAUGACCUCAUCCAUGGCACACCACCAGCAGGUGCUCCACCCUCACCACUGGGCCACCGCCUUCCACCCCCUCCCCGCCGCCUUCCUCCAGCACAGUGGACUGCCCUCCUCAGACAGCACCGCCAGCAGACUGUCUGUGGAGGUGCCCCAGCGCGGCUCGGCCCUCCUAACGGCCACCUUCUCCCACACUGACUCUUCUCACAGGGCGCCCUCUAAUGGCAGCGUGGCACCCUGCGUCCCCCCACUCUCCACCUCCCUCCUGUCUCUCUCCGCCACCGUUCACGCGGCGGCCGCUGCUGCUGCGGCCCAGACUUUCCCCCUGUCCUUUCCCGGAGGAUUCCCCAUCUUCACACCUCACAGUGUGAGCAGUACAGCAUCUAUGGUAGCUUCAGCUGUGAGCCCCUCCAUAUCCACCUCAUCCACUUCACAGCAGAGCAGAGACCGAGAGAGCAGCAGCAGCAAACCAUACAGACCUUGGGGAACAGAAGUGGGAGCCUUUUAAGUGUUUGACUUUUACAAGGUCUCAGUGUGGCUGGAGGCCUUCCACACUAUACAGAUAAAGGGACAAGAUUGUUUUAUUAACUAUGGCUUUUUUUGUGUCCAUAGACUUUUAUUCCACCAGCUUAUUUCAUUUCUGGCUGUGUGCAAAUUCAGAGAGAGAGAGAGCGAGAGAG